AUGCUGAACCGCGGGCUCAGCUGCCUCCCCGUCGCCCUGUUGCUGCUCCUGCCGCUGCCGCGCGCUCCGGGGCGCGUCGUGGAACUCGCGGUGGCGGCGGAGUACUCCUCCAAAACCGACCUGGACUACGAGUUCGGGGACUACCGGGGCAAGUGGUGCAUCGACGACCACGGGUUCGUGUACGGCAUCGGAGAGGUGUACUACCCCAGCCCCUCGGCGUGUCCGUGCACGUGCACCGUCGACGGCCCGGUGUGCAUCCGACCCAAGUGUCCUCGCAUCCACCCCCGGUGCACGCGGAUCAGGUAUAAGGCGUGCUGCCCGGUGUGUGAGGCUAUGGCCAGAGUCUGUGUCUACGGGGGCAAAACGUACAGACCGCUAGAGGAGUUCAGGCUGUCCAGAUGCGAGCGAUGCCGCUGCGAGGCCAACAGGGAGGUGUACUGCAGCAUUUCGGACUGCCCGGCCCCACACUGCGUCAACCCCACCUACGAACCCAACCACUGCUGCCCCAUCUGUAAGACGGGUCCCAACUGCUUUGCUGGUAACAGGGUGAUCCCGGCAGGGGAGCGUGUCAACAUGGACGAGCGAACAGUCUGCUACUGCACCUACCGGGACGGGACGUGGCACACCCACCCUCAGGCCACCUGCGAACAGCGCCCCCAGCCCAGCCCGACGGUGAACCCCCGCACGGAGCCCCCCGGGGACGAGAACACCAGAGGGAGAGGGGGGAGACCAUAUAUUCCCAGGCUAGAUUUGAUACCAUGA
Molecule: messenger RNA, 762 nt
Organism: Stegastes partitus (bicolor damselfish)
Lineage: Eukaryota; Metazoa; Chordata; Actinopteri; Pomacentridae
Product: von Willebrand factor C domain-containing protein 2-like
Exons: 3
Coding region: 1-762 (253 amino acids)
Biological process (GO): negative regulation of BMP signaling pathway
Cellular component (GO): AMPA glutamate receptor complex
Molecular function (GO): protein binding
Source: RefSeq, a predicted model, not a curated record